Molecule: messenger RNA, 12923 nt
Organism: Porites lobata
Lineage: Eukaryota; Metazoa; Cnidaria; Anthozoa; Scleractinia; Poritidae
Source: the annotation of a GenBank genome assembly
UAUAAGUCAGAGGGCAAGAGCAUCGAAGUAUUGGUGAGUACAAGGCAUUUCAUUUGAUGAGCAAAUUUAUAUAAAAUAUAUAUGUAACUUUCAGUUUACAGCUCAUUAAUUGACCCUUACUUGACUUAUGGUAUUUGUGGUUGGGGAAACUGUACCUCGGACAUUUCAAAGAAAGAUCGUAACUCUACAAAAACGGGCCUUACGUCUCAUUUACUUCAGUAAGUCUAAGGAACACACCGUACCCUCUUUUCCAAAUCAAAUUGCCUUCCACUGCCUUGCCUAUUUUUCAGAGAUUGUAGCUAUUUACCGUAUGAUAUCAACAGACAGGCAGCACCAGUUAGUAUACUCAAUCAGUUCGUUAAAACAAGUCAGAUUCAUAACUACAGAACAAGAUCUGUCUUUAGCGACUCGUUUUAUGAUAAGCUCUCUAGAACCGAUAAAAUGUAUGCCUUUUUCACGAUGAUCGGUGCCUAAAUUUGGAAUUCUAUUCCUUAUUCGAUUAACAUACUUAAAAGUUCGUCCAUUCGUAAAAAAAUAAAGGAAUUAUUACUAAAUUUCUUGCGGUCAGAGAAUGAUUAUGUCGAAGUCUCCCGUCUUAUUAAGUUAUUUAAUACUUUAGGUUAGCCUCUCUUCGUAAUCGUUAUGUACUUGCCUUGUUUUAUGUUAGUUUAAAUUCUAUUUACUGUAUAGUAGUGUCUUCACUGUUAUUUAGUCCAUCUAUAUAUAAAUCUUGUUUUGUAAUAUGUCUUCAGCUCCCCCCGCCUCGAUUAGUUUAUAAGCUAUUUGCGGGUGGGAGAGUAAUGUAAUUAGUUAUUUUCCAAUUUUCAAUAAAAUUUGUUGUCGUGGUUGUUGUUUGUAUGAGAUUUGCGAAAUAUUUAAUCGCUCAGAAAGUUAAGUUAUACACAGAGGAACUGAGUUAGCGACGAAUCUUGCAAAUCUUUAUAUUACAAAGUUCUCUCUUUCUCAAAGGUACCAUGGCUACUCUUUUUGAAAUGGUGGAAGUAAUUUUAGAAGAAACGGUUGAAGCAAGUGUUGCAAAAGCUAUGGAAGAAGGUGCAGAAACCGAAGUCAUACAAGCGGCCCUUGCUGAAGUUAUCAACAAUGAGAACGUUAACGUUGAAGUUGAAACUGAGGUAAAGCAAAAAAUUAAUUCGCUUUUGUUUGUCUUUUGAAAAGCGAAGUUUUGAAGCAAAAUGAUUCGUACAGAGAGCUUCUAUGAAGACAAAGAAUUUCCAGGAAAGUUUUUCCGCCAGGCUUUAUUAGAAGUUACAUUUAUUGCUCAUACAAGUAGCCUUGCUAUGAUGAAAUCAGUCGGUCUUUGUGACUCUUUCGGGACUCAAUAUUUCAUUCAAAUGAGAUGCUUAUUGUGGACUGCCUCACAGUGAAAUUGCUCGUUGUAACCUCCUUAUUAAAGGCAACCCAAUACAAAAAGUAUACCAAAGGACGUUAACUGUGCUCAUACAUCACUGAACUGAACCAAUAUUCUAUCAGCUUUUUGGUUUCCAGUAACACAUACUUAAUUUUGCAUUUACUAAUCGAAUGGAUGUCUUUUAAAGGCAUGCAGCACGCUAAUCUUAUGCUAGUAUAUCUUAUAUAAUAAUAAUAAUAAUAAUAAUAAUAAUAAUAAUAAUGAUAAUAAUGCCACUGAACAGUUUUCAGGACCAAUUUCUCAAGUGAGGGUGGAGGAAAGUGUUCACAUCAACUGCAACCUUCCGGCUUCAAGAUCUUUGAAGGAAAGUAACAACUCUUUCUAGGUGGACGACGUCGAGACCAUGAGUGUCCAUAACAGCGAGAGUCCGUAAUAAUGAGAGUUUGUUGGAAUUCUGCUAUUCGUAUUAUCGGGUUGUCCAUAAAAGUAAGGUGUCCUUCAGGCGAAAGUUGAUUGUAGAAGCAAAAUAUUUUGAAAGUUUUACUAGUAGCACGGGUAACGAAGAAAUAUUGUAAAGGCUUGACAACCCUGACUCACGCCUUCUACCAAAGUGUUUAUAGCUUUUAAUUCGCAGAGUUUUAGAGACUUUCCUCUUUUGUGCGAUAUUAUUGGAGGUUCUUGGUAGAUCUGUCUUAGAAGAGUUUGGUUCUCUCCAGUGUUUCAUAAGAAUGUUUUUAAGGGGUAGGGACUGAUAGUUGACAUUGCGGGACAAAGGCAAAAUGGUUUUUUCUCUUGAAAGGUUUUAGUUGACGUGCCUCUUUCCUGUUUUCAAAGUGUAUUUCAGAGAGAUAGAGAGAAAGAUUUAUUAAAUUCUGUGGAUAUCUUCUCUCUCCAAGGUGCUUUUGAAAUUCCUUUAGUCUUUUCUGAAAACUUUCUUUUGAGAAAUUUGUUCUGGGCAGCCGGAGAGCGUCCCUUUGAUAAAGCCUCUCUUUACCCAUAACGGAAUUGUGUAUAACGAAAUGCUUCGCUUGGCGUAAAAUGUGUUCCUACGCCGAGCAUUGACGUACUGUUUCUAAGUUUGUCAUCAAGAUACUUACAAAAGAAACAGCGACCUUUGUUCCCAUCGCUGUCCCAUGUGUUUGAUGAUCGUUUUUUCGAUUUCAAAAAUUGGAAUGAAUUUUCCUCCUAGAGGACUAAUGUGACCGCUCGUUAAAGUGACUGUGAAGGAAUCUGUCUAUCGAUCUGUGAAGUGGAAAUCAUUGUUGUGAUUGUGGCCGUAUCACAGGCAGCUUUGAUAUAAAUGCUCGUCUUUAUCAUCGUCAUCAUAAAGCAUCCUCAAUAAUAAUGACAAUACACUGUCAUUAUUGUUAUUGUUAUUGUUAUUGUUAUCGUUAUCGUUAUCGGUAUCGUUAUCGUUAUCGUUAUCGUUAUCGUUAUCGUUAUCGUUAUCGUUAUCGUUAUCGUUAUCGUUAUCGUUAUCGUUAUCGUUAUCGUUAUCGUUAUCGUUAUCGUUAUCGUUAUCGUUAUCGUUAUUGUUAUUGUUAUUGUUAUAAUAAUGAUAAUUAUUUGGUUGUCGAAACGUCAGUCGCUUUCAACAACAACAGUCCUAUCCAGGACUACGUUCACCCCGACGAUCAAAGUCAAUCUACUUUUGAAAUGACUCCUGGGUUCAAACCUUUCACAUUACUUUUAUCAUUAUUAUUACUAUUAUUAUUAUUAUUAUUAUUAUUUUAUUUUUAUUUUAUUUUUUGUUGUUGUUGUUCAACAGAAAGGUCUAGUUCGUUUUGAAAUGAUUCCGCAUUCCAGAUUCUACUUCUUUUCGGAUUCCGGCAUUCCGAAUUCCAUGUUUUAGGCAAACGGCUUUUGACGACUGAAUAUACCAUUUUCGAUAUAUACAAUUCAUAAUUGGCUCCGAGGCUUGGGGUAGUAAAACAAAAGAAAUGUAUUAUUCAUUGCUGAGCCUCAAGAUUAUUUCUUUUGUUUUAUUCUCCCAAGCCUCGCAGCCAAGUAUAUAUCGGAAUUGGUCUAUUUAAGAACUGUUAAAUGUUCGACGGUAGCCUCGUGUUUAAAUCAAAGUGCAUUGUCUUGUCUUGGGCGUCACAGACUGCCGCAACGAAUACGAAAGGACUUGGGCCUCAGAACGCUUCUUUUGGCUUUGUUCAAUUUAUUUAGGAGCUAGCACAAGGCGCAAUUGAGGGAGAAAUUCAAGCACAAGUUGAGGAAAACGUCGAGUGUGCGGUAGAGAACGAGGUGGAAAAUGCUGUUGAGGAGGCGGGAGAAGGCUUCUGGCGCAACAUGAUGAGAGACAAAGUUCUCCCAGGUCAGCAACGUUUACAAACAACACUAAGGCCCUCAUUUUCCGCAAGCAGGGAUAGUCUAACGAGAGAGAUAAGCGAGAGUGGGUGACUACCGGGUUGGAGGGGGGAGAAGGGUGUAUUGGGACAGAAAUUGUUAAGUUCGCUACCCUUUUUAAGACAAAAGUCUAAUCACAUGAUCCUUCAUUUCGUUUCGCACACAGAAGUACGUACUUUUUAAACUAACAUCAUGUAUUUAGAUUUUUUAAAAAAAAAAACCUUCUCGGUACCACUCAUGAAGACCGCCUACCACUAACCUUCAAAGUCUUUUCAAGGCUGCCGGUUCAAACAGACACCCUGUUCAAGUAGCACAAAUAAGGGAGUCUCCCCGGGGGAUGAAAAUCACUACCCGCGAGGAAAGACGACACGCGGCAGUGAAAAAUGAUAGUUUUCGUGCGCGCUCGCGUAUUAUCUGAACAAAAAUAAAAGACUCAUUAGGGCAGUGGUAAUAAAACAAGCUAACAAGCGCUGUGAUGACACGGUGCUUGAAAAUUGCUCUACACGGUUUUUCCAGUUGUUAUUGCAGGCAUUAUUAAUGGGCUGGUAAUAGAAGGAAUAUCAAGAGCUAUCGAUGCGUCAAAGGCUACUAAAGGUGAAGGAAGUCCCAACGAAAACACGGAAAGUAAGUACUGAAGCGUUUUGUAAAAUUAUGCUCUGAAAGCCUUACGUGUAUGCCAACAAAAUGAGCACGGACAGGAGCGCAGAGAAUGGCUGAAAAGUUAUAUAAGUAAGUGGAAUAUGAUCGUCCGGUUGAGUAUUACAUUGUCCUGAUAGGAUUCUUUUAAUGUUGUUCUGGACGGUGAAUAACAUUUCGACAAUAUGUGCGAAAGUCGCUUUCACUUGAAAUACUAGUUUUCAGUUAUAGGAAAAACAAAAAAAUAAAGCCAGAAAACGUUUUUUGUUUAUUAGUGGCCUAGUGGUCUGCAUAACUUUUGAUCUUAUCAACAGUAUUUCAAAGGGGCAGAUGGAGCUGAUCUUAUUAUAAAUAUAUUUUAAAAUUUAAAGCUGAAUUACCUUUGAACUCAGUGUAGUUAUUAUUUUUGACCCUCAAUACUUUGUCCUCAGAGGAACAAGUAGCUGCCUCUAAAGUGCUGAGGACCGUAGAGGGGGUCAGCAAAUGCUGGAAGACAAAACUUGAAGAGUAUCAAAAGAGUGGUACAGAAUUGGGUACAUUCUUGUACAAGGGAGUCGAUGAGAGUGUUGGUAAAACUUUGGGAGUUCUUGUCAGCAGCAUGAAAACGGUACGUAGUCUACAGACUUUGCAAGGUUUGAUCAUAAAAAGUGUCUGUGCAAGCUGCAAGCGUGAAGUCCUAUAGUUUGGGGGUUUCUAUUUUGUCUUAUGCUCACAUUUGGCAGAUCUCAGAACAAAAAAUCAACUGAUAGCUGGGUAAUUGGCUGACAUGUUUACUUAUAGCCAUUUUAGUAAUAAAUCGUCAAAACUAUCAUGACCCUACUGAACUGAUAACUAAUGGGGUAUUUACAUGAGGCUGGACUUACUCAGAUCGGCUGAAGGUCGUAUCGGUCGCUGAUCCGACACGAGUUACUUUCGUACUGCUCUGAGGACGUACCGUUCUCUUGUAAAACCGGAAAGACCGGGUCCCUGAUAAUAAUAAUAAUAAUAAUAAUAAUAAUAACAACAACAAUAAUAAAAAUAAAAUACAUAACAAACGUUACAGAGAGUAAAAGUAUACAAAUCAUGAAAAUCGCACAGAUCAUUCACAAUCAUUAUGUAAAACCUGAUAAAACAUUGGAUAUCUAUACUGUUAAAUUGCCAAGUUGCAUUGAAACCUUAUUCUAUUAAAAUAGCAACUCUUAAAACGUUCUGUAUUAAUCCGUGACUUGUUUGUGAUCUUAACUUCUUGGAUGACUCUUUGACUUUCGGCAAAAGGGCAUAUAAUGGGUGGUUAACAUUGUUCUUAAUUUUGGUGAACAACCUGCGGUCACACUUCUCUAAAAAGUCAAAGAUAUUAAUUAACUAACAAGUGUAACGUCGCUUAUUGCACCUUUUUAAAAAACAUUGUAUGGUGUUUAAAUCUACGUGGCUGGCUCCAUAUACUGGAAGUGCGUAGGUGAACUUUGGCAGAACAAUAGCCUUAAAGAGAUGAUCUAUCCCUACCUGCGUGUAUCCAUCGUUUCUUAGUGAUCUUAAAAUGUUUAAACACUUGUUUGCUUCCCGAAGCUUUCCCUUAACAUGAGAUGAAAACUUAUAGUCGUUUUGUAAUGUGACACCUAAUAGAGUAAAACUGUCACUCUGUUCUAUACCACAUAGUGGGGGAAAAUUAGGUGUGACACCUUUUUAAGUUAUACAGAGGUCUUUGCUUUUGCUUGUGAUUAACCUCUGUCCACUCCAAAAAUACAUUUAGUGCCUUUUGUGAUUCAUCUACACUAUUCUUACGCACAGUCAAAAGAAUAGAAGUGUCGUCUGCAUACUUAGUAAGAUCGCUAUCCUGGCAGUACUGAGCGACGUCGAGAUCGUUUAAGAACAGGUUAAACAAAUACGGGCCGCUGACGCUUCCCUGCUAUGAUCAGUACUAUGGCGGCGGGAAUUACGACUCAACCCAACUCUUUUGCCUCGGUAGCGUAGUAAGCCAGCAUUUUUGAGUUCGCCUAGAAUGGAAGUUCUGAAGGUGGUUUUGGAACGACCACGCAACUUGAAUAAACCUGAUCUUGAGUAUCGCAAACAUGUUCCCGGCAAAGAUGGCGGCUCGGAGAGGUUCACUGUAGGCAAGGUUUCGGCGUUUCCAUAUCAGGCCCUGGAUUCCUAGCCACAUCCAUACACACGGUAAUAUCGAACACAGGUUCAAAAUCAGGAGCCGCUAAGCACAUGUACCCAUGUUUUGACCAAGCAAGAAAUCCACGGUGAAGAUGGAUUGACUUCGGCGCUAGCCGACUCCUAUCGGUGGAAGUGAUAAGUUGGAAUGAAAUCGGCCAGUCAGCAUGAUUUCUUCCUUUCCAAAUCACGAGGUUACGUGCAUUAGAUGAAUAAUAAAAAUCAUGACUAUACAGAGCAAGAUAAGGAACGAUACAGUGAAAGCAAAAAGCGAAAACUCGGUGAGCAUUAAUAAAGCAUGUGGCCGCCAUGAUAGGCGCCUGGUGGAUUUCUUUGUAUCUCUAUCAUUUUUGCUGUUUCCAAGCAAAAAUAGCAACACUAAUACGGAUUACAUCAGUAACCAAGACUGUAGUUUCAAUCAAAUAUAUUAUGCUUGGGAUAAUGUGAGGGAUUGAACCAUUUUGUCCGGAGAUACUGUACAGUAAACUUAAACAGGACAGCAGAUAUGUGCAUUAUAUUUUUCUGAGGGCAGUAAACUCUAAGGUUGUGUAUUGGCGUAAAUGGUGACCCAGUUAGUGCAUAAUGGAAUUUUCAAAGUCAUAUAGCUCCAAAAAUCUGCAGUUUUUUGAGUUCGUACUGGUGUCAUGUAAUCGACUAAGCAUUUCGUCCCAGUCUGACUCAUGUAUACGGCUGCAAACAUUACAAAUUCGUACCGGUCUGAGUUCGUCGCGUCUCUUGUAAAUACGCUCUUAAUUUCCGAGCUCCCCAAGACAGACCUUUUGCUUGUAAUGAGGAUUAGUUCAAACCCUUAUCUUCUGUUUAGUAUUUUUGUGACUGAGUAAAAAAUUGUUUGUCUCGCUUGGUAUGGUACUUUUUUCUUUAGUGUUCAGUGAAAAUGUCGUUAAAACUGACCAAAUUUUCACUUACACUACUUCAGAGAAAAACGUGGAGUUCAAGCCAAACAUGAUUGUUUUACUGAUAAUACAGCAUCUUUUUCCACAGGAACUUGAAUCGGCUAAUGACAUAGCCGUAAAGAGUACGGCUCACAAGACUUGGAACCAAGACAUAGAAGAGUUUAAAUGGCGCGUAGCAGAAGCUUGCGAAUGUCUUCUAGCUGUCUUUGAGGUUAAGAAAACGGCUGCAAACUUACAAAAAUUAGGUUUUCCUCCGGAUUCCGACAAGAAAGCACUAGAAACUGUCCUUGAAGAACAAAUGCCUAACUACAAGGCUAUCAUUAAAGCUGAGGUGAGACAAACACUUUGGCAUGGCCACAUGGAACUAAUAAAAAAUUAUGUCUAAUGAGAAACAUUUGCUACUAAGAGACGUGAGAGCUUACUACUCAUGAUAAUGGUCACAAAAUACGGACCAAAGUCCCAUCCUUCUAUAAAAUGAGAUCUGUAUAACACUAGCUGCAAUAUAUAACUUUCUGGCAAUUUUAUUCAUAAUAAUAGUAGAAUACCUAAGCCCUUUAGUUUUGUUGCGGAAAAUAAAAGUAAAGAGCUCGAUCAACAGAACUAAGUUGAACUUUUGCCGCCCAUUAUCAUCAAUGCUAGUGAACAGAACAUUUCUGUUGCCUGCUUUGCUGAGAUUAUUCGUUGUUCAAGGAAGGUGAAUUCAAUAAUCCCAUCACGCCCUAGGAAGGAUAAUUUGACAUGGCGUUAUUUAAACAGGCAAAACUUUUAAAAAGACACACAAACCUUUGAACAGCACACGAGUCUACUUCAAUUAUGACAUACAAACAUAGGUUAAUUGGAUAACCGCGGGAGGUUUUUACAGAAGUAAGCAAUAUGUUUCUUCCUAGAAUCGUUCUUUUGUUUUCUGUAUCGAAAAAUAUCUAUCGCAUGAAUACUGGGCUAUAAUUACAGUGUUUAUUAUCAUUAUCAUUAUUUUCAAAUCGUCACGAUACGUUUUUAUGGUCGUAACUCUGUUUAUAUGUGCCGCUCAGGAGGGUUAAAUCUAUAAAAAAAAAAAAAUAGCCAAUUAGAAGGAUCUCAAUUUCUUCUACGCCUCAGCCAGAAAUAUGGCGAUUUUUAUUUCCUCUGGUAGUUAUUAAGCUUGACAAUUAAAGGCUUUUGAGACACGCCUAUGAUUGAGCUGUCCAGUGGCCCCUCAGCAAACCGGGUUCCGGCUCAUAACUGGCAAGGCUGCUUAUCUUACGGAGCCUAGAGAGGUCAAAACUGGCAGGAAAAAGAAAAUCACUUCUCAGACUUGUCGGUAAAUUAAAGACGAUCUCUGUGCAAUUUUCGCAACUUGUAGUGAUCUUAACAUUUGAUUUCAUUCAAAAGGUCUCGAGACACCUCCAGGCUGCGGUUGGCGGUGUUGCCCGAGACAACGCAUCAAAAGCUGUCAAAGCUUUGAUCUGUGAACCACUCACAACGAAAAUCAAGGCUGGUUUUAACGCUGAUGUACGUCCUGACGUAAUAAAGGAGGCUAAGAAAGCAGCCAAAGCUGAGGCGACUGCUGUUAUAAACAGCAAAAUGGCAGACAUUAACAAACAUGCGGCGAUUCCAGUAUAUGGCAUUGUCACUCUGAAAUCAUGGAUGGAGAAAAAUGUGGAACCUGUUGCAAUUAAAGCAGCAACUACCAAAGGUACGUCUUGAGAUCAUGUCCGAACAAGAAAGGGGUAUGGAGUAAUAUCGAUGCAACACCCUUUUUUCUCUCUAAUUCUUUCAAAAGGAUUUGACUGCAGAAUCUCUUCUCUCCAAUACCAUUCGUAUUUCUCCUAAUUCAUACUGGCAAACGUCGGUGACAGUCAGCCUUCUAUGGCCAUUUUGAAGGGAAAACCGGUAUAAAACAGCACCAAAAUCAACACAAUCAACUUAACUUUAUUUUUUCUUGUUAAUUUCAAGCUACCAUAACUUGGCAAAACCGGCGCUUUAUUUCUAAUACUCUCACAGCGCUAAACAGCAUUAUCUACCCAAGAACAAGAAGUCCAACGACUACUGCAAAGCUGAUUUAAAACAACGUAUAUUGUUUUUUAUAACAAUAUUUCGGCUGGCCAUACCAGCCUUCUUCAGGUUUACAGAUGUUACUGAACUUAUGUAGCAAUCACAAUAUUAUAUAAAUGGAGAAUGUCGUAAUAAAAGGGAGAGGAGGAAAUGACGUACAACAUAAAAACUGGGAAGGAAAAAUACUAAGGAUAUGGAUUACAAUAAUCCGUCGCGGCGGUUUAGGCCAUGAGGUUCAAGAGUCAUGGCCUUGUCUAUCAAAUGCGACUCCCUGGCCUUACGAACUGAGUCACGUGAAGAAUGAAUUUUCUCUAGUGGGAUUAACUGCAUGCCAGUAUGAGAAUGGUUAGAGUGAGAGAGAAAGUGUUCAGAAACAGUAGUGGGUUUAGAUUUAAUGUUAGUUUUGUCGACUGCACGUCUGUGUUCGUUAAAUCUGUCCUAGAGACGUCGCUUAGUUUCACCUAUAUAUUGUAAAUUACAACGGUUACAUUGAACCAUGUAGAUCACAUUUUUAGUGUUACAAGUAAUGUGUGAAGUGAUGGAGCGUGUUUCACCUGUAGCGUAAAAGGUAUAACUUGUGAGGCCGUUAGUAAUGUAUGGACAAGUGGCACAAUUCUGUCCACAACGGAAGGAGCCUGGGGAAAAUGAUUGGUGGAGAUAACGGGUAGUUGUGCUUUAUCUACCCCUAUUUUUUAUAUAAGUAUCCUUCUAAUUUUAUUGUUUUCCAUGUUAAAGUAGUCACCGGGUCCUUUAAACUUUUCAUUAUGAAGUUAUUUAGUCAGUUGGUGUUGAAACUCAAACUGUGACGUCGCUGAUUUGUUCCCAGAGCACAGCCAUAAAAACAGACUCGUACCCAGACCUAAGAUUAAGAUGAAGUAUAUCUAAUCUCUAAUGAAUCAACUGAACUAUAGAUAGAUAGAUAGAUAGAUAGUUUAUUAAAAUAUCGAACAUGGCAGUCCGUAGACUGAAUUGCGUUACAAUUACUUAAAACUAAGAUUAAAUAAAUUCCAAAAUAAUAAAUACUAAUUGAAAUUAUAACAAAAAACAUUUCUAUAGAAAUGCGAAAAACUCUCUAUAUAUAACUAGGUACAAACUAGUCCAAAAAAUUAUGUACAAUAAAAGUGUUCUUAAAACGAUUUGUAUGUGUGCGGGGCAUGGCAUAAGCCCUGGACUGUCUUAGAUUAUGUCUGUGUUCUCUCUUAGGAGGUAAGACAGGCACAAGUUUGUGAUCCGGGCAUGACGUGAUAGACUCGAAAAGCUUGCUACACAGGGCCACGUGUCUAGCGUGCAAGGUUACUAAAUCGAACCUGACCAAACAUUCUGAACACGACGCAUAAGGACAAAUGAUGGAGAGCGCUCUCUUUUGCACUCAUUCGAUUUCGUCACUAAGAUACUGUGGAAGCGCAUGAUGGAAAAGUGGCGCACAGUACUCUAAAACAGGUCUUAUCACGGUGAGGUAAAAAUUUACAAUGUCGCACAGUGGAACGUUGGCGCGCUUUAGAAGAACAAUAAAAUAAAGGCACUUGUUCGCCUGCACUAUAUGGCAAAGAGGUUUCUCGCAACGCGUGAUAGGUCCCAAAUUAGCAGCGUGAUAUUGCCGGCGAUACGUGAUCGGGCCCUAAUUAGCCGCGUGAAAUGUGAUUGGGCAAACGGCAGAGUGAUGAGUGAUUUACCAUUUUCAUACGGCGUGACGCGUGAUUUUCCCUUGGAUUUCCGUGAUAGGUGAAAAUCGUUUGAAAGUAGAAGCAGAGACAAUAAAAACAGAUAGUCAUUACAUCUUUCUCCGGUCCGUUCUCAAGCUCGCUAGUCUCCUCUCAAAAUCGCCUGUAUUAUGACUUCUGCUCUCUGAUCAAUAAAUACUGAUUGAUAUAAUUAAUAUUUUAAUAUCAUAGGUGACGAAUUACUCCGUAAUUUUGGCGCGAAAUUUCAGCGUUAAUUUGUAAUUUCGUGAAAUUACAAAAUUGCCAUGGCAACCUUCCGUACGUCUCAGUGUCAAGAUGGCGACGAAGUUUUAAAAUGCCGUGAAUGAAGAUGUCAGGGCACAAAAAGACACUUUAGAAAACCUGAACACACAAGAGAACGUCAAGAAGGAUUCUAUUAGGUAUUUUGCCAAAAUAGUCUGAAAAAUUCUGAACUUUAUAAGCCAAAUUUAAGGUCUAAACAUUUGAGAGAGUGGAGUUCUCAAUCGAUACGAUCCAGGAUAAACACGUCAAAAAUCCAACAUUGCUAACGUAAUUCGUCACCCAUGAUAUUAAUAGGUAAUCAAACGGUAUACUCGUGAAAUUAGGGAAUAAUUGUCCAAAUCUCCCUCGCCUAAAGGCUCAGGACAUUAUUAGGAUUUGACAAAACGCGCGUGAAAUUAUUCCCUAAUUUCACUCGUCACCAUGCCAUUUGAUUACACAUACGAACAACCCAGCUCGAGACACCGCACUUCCGAGAAUGGCGCAGUUGUACUUUUGAGGUCAUUCAAUUAACUAUUAACGCGCGAUCCUAAAUAAAAAGGACGCUGAAAACAAUUUCUUGGAGCUGAUUUUUUCCAAUAGGUUGAGAUGCGUGAUGGCUAUUUUUUUUCCUUUGAUGCCAGUAGUAGCCUAAAAAAAGUCCGCGUAAUGCGUGAUGGGUUCCCCCCCCCCUCCCACCCCUUUGCCAUCCUGCUACGGGGGGGGGGGUGGAUUGUAUCACAACCUAUAUCAUGCAUAUUAUGAAACCAUCACGUUGGAGAGCAAAAGUUAAAAGGUUUAUAAUUUUUCUGAGAAUAUUCCCUAACCUGUGUGAUCAGACAUGUUUUUCCCUAAUCAUGUGAUGACGCAUUUGAGCAGAGAACUGGCUCACCUGAAAAGGUUCCAAAUUGUAUUAUAUCUUGAGAUAAUUACUGUUUUAGGUCAAUUCUAGUGCUGAAGUCAUUACUUAGUUCCUUUACCCAUUCACAAAAUGCUUCCUUAAGGCGGUAAAGAAGAUAUUAAACAAAUUUCAUCAGAAAGUACUUAUUGAGAUCAUUUUUGGAGGAUGAAUUUUUCCGGCAUAGCAUUAAAACUUAAAAAACUUAGCCCAGCAUUCUCAAGUUUCAGUCAAUUUCGAUCCGUUGCAAGAGACGACAGGAAACUGUUUUUUUAAUGCCUAAAUAUGACACAGCCUCUUUAAUUUUUAUGUCAAAUGUAUUUCCUAGUCACGUAAUUGUCACUUAUCUUUCGUCAUUCUUCCGUUUUGUUUAGCUAAAGAGGCCGCUAAUGCUUUCCUUCAGCUUCCGCCGGCACAGAUGAAAAUGAUGAAAAUAUCCCAGACUGCAAGAGAGGAAGUGAUGGAAGAAUACCAAGCCCAGAUUAAACAAAGUGUCGAAAAAGCAGUUGUAGAGGUUAUCAAGCAGGCUCUGAAGGACGGAAAGAAAAGCAAAACGAGUGCAGUGGAGCAAAUGUGAGAGGAUGGGAACAUUUUGCCAUAGAUAAAAUCUUUCUUUUGGUCAAAGGUUGUUAAAUUUGAAUAAA